GUCUUACAUUUGAAUCUGGUGGAGGAUCAUCCCUGAGAUUCAGUGUUGGCUGCUUCUGAAAUGCGGGAUGUCUGGCGGCAGCCUAUGGCAGCCUUCCAAGGCCCUUUCUCUUUCCUGUCUCAGGAGCUCAGACAUGACCAGGAAGAUCUUCACAAACACCAGGGAGCGGUGGAGGCAGCAGAACGUCAACAGCGCCUUCGCCAAGCUGAGGAAGCUCAUCCCCACUCACCCUCCAGACAAAAAGCUGAGCAAAAAUGAAACACUUCGCCUGGCAAUGAGGUACAUCAACUUCUUGGUCAAGGUCUUGGGGGAGCAAACCCUGCAGCAAAGAGGAGUGGCUGCUCAGGGAAACAUUCUGGGACUCUUCCCCCAAGGAUCCCACCUGCCGGACAGGACUCUACUCGAUGACUACCAGGUCCCUUCACUUGACCCAAACCACAGCAUUGCGUAGUGGGGCUCCAGCUGUCAUCACCCAGGGCAGCCCUUGCUCUGAAGCCACUAGCUGUUGACAGCCUUUUGCAUGUUCCAGUGUCAACUUGAUGAAUAAUUUGUGAGGGAUGCACUUAUGCUUCACGGGAGGUGGCUCAGGGACAGCUGCAGGGAGCCAGACAGAGGCCAUGAGGAAGAUGGCUUUGGAGUCUGCUACCCCCGGAGCUCCAGACAGAGCAGCCUGCCUCUAUUUUAUGUAUCCAAGAUCUGCAUAAGAUGUUGUUUGGGAGGGGGGAAGCGUAGGUUAAAAACAGGCUUGGAAAUCACUGUUUUACUCAGUCUGAUUUCAAUUAUAAGGAAAGAGUUUUCCCAUAACAGAUCUCAAAUGGAUGAGUAGAAAAUGCUUCCCUCAGAAAACAUUUUACUGUUUGUUUUGAAAAAUGAGGUAUAUGUGAUCGAGGGUGAACAAAAUAAGGUUGAUAAAUGUGAAGAGAGCCCUCACAGAAACCAACUUGGAGACUUGUGGAAACAUGAGAGAGACCCUUCUCACAUGUGAGGAUUACAGGAACAUAGCAGAUACAUGUGGAAGAGCUCUGCAUCCUUUAUCCCUGUGGAAAUAUGAAGUAUUACCUGCAUUGAACCAUUUAUAUCUUUGUUAUCUCUAAAGCUGAAUGGUGGAUUAUAUCUGUUAGAGGAAAGGACUUGAUAAUUUAAGAAUUAGAGUUCCUGGUUUUCUUAUGAAAAACAGGUAGCUAAAAUAGGUUAUCUAACCCCUUAGUUGCACAUGUCAGACAUUAAAACGUUUAAUUCGGCCCAAGUUCCUGCUGAUUUAAGACCUGUAAAAUUCAAAUAUACUUAUGAAAAUAUGAAAAUAAUUAUGAAAAUAAAUACUCCCAUUUAAUGACUCAUUUAACAGAGAGCUUAGUUUAAACAAAAGAUCUAGAGUAGACAAUAGGAAUGUAAUACCAGACUUUAAUGAAUUAAUGACUUUGUCAUUUGUCUUCUUUGCUAUGGAGCUUUAGCUCAAUCCUAUGCCAGGAGGGGUGGUACCUACUAGUCAACGAAACAGCGUCGAUCUGGCAGAACUACUCACAACCACGUGCCUCCAAUGAUUGGAUUCAAAGAUGGAUUCAAGGAUGAAUCCCAUAGCUGAGCCCAGAAUACAAAUAAUGUCAUUUGAUUGUCUCUGGGACAUGUUAUUACCCUAAAGUUCUUGACAGUACAUUGGUUUCAAAACCUUCUGAAGCACAGGUAGGAAAUUGAUGGAUUUGCAAUUAUGGGAUUCCAGUGUAUACAUAAUAGAUGAAUUUAAAUUUCCUGUGACUCUAGAAAGAGGGUAUUGAUUUAUGGAAGGUUGAAGUAAGCCUCUUUAGUUUGGUGAUCAGAAAAAAAGCCAGAUGUGGCUCCCCCAGAAUCUCAUUCCCCGCAAAUAACAAGGUCGUAAUGCCAUUAACAUCUACACAGCAUUCCCACUCAUAGCCCAAAGCAUUUAUCCAAUGCAAUAUGUUUUCCUUCUAGGUCCUUUCUUUUUUUUUUUUUAAUAUUUUAUUUAUUUGAGAGAGAGUGAGAGAGCAUGAAAGGGGAGAAGUUGAGAGGGAGAAGCAGACUCUCCAUGGAGCUGGGAGCCUGAUGUGGCACUUGAUCCCGCACCUCGGGAUCACGACCUGAGCCAAAGGCAGUCGCCCAACCAACUGAGCCACCCAGGCGCCCCUAGGUCCUUUCUUUAAAUUGUGUUCUGUACACUUCCCUAUGGACCCAGAAUAGUCCGGGGAAACUACGCACAGAGACUAAGGGACUUCCUCCUCAUGUGCAUUUCUUGCUCAUGAGUUUAUAUAGACUUAAAUUUGUCCCCAGACUACCAACUGAUAGUAUAUCUCAAAGCUUUGAUGACAAUUGUCAAUUGAAAAACAUUACUUACUCUCUCAUCUGGCAUUAAAUUAAAAUAACACUUUUGAUAGUGUUUUUUAUAUUAGCUUCCUAUUAACAUGUUGCUGAGGAGGACACAGAGGACCUCUUUGCCUGAAUGUAGGAUUUUACUGUUCUUCUCAGAAUUAGGGCCCUUUUCUGCUGUUGGAACCAUGUCUGUGAGUACAGAGAACCUUUCCACUGAAGUGUAAGAGAGUGCUCCUGAAAAGUCAUGAGGAGAUUGAGUUAUCAUUAAACUAUAUGAGGGGGAUAAUGAUUUAAAGAAACCCUGCAGGAAAUUCCCUUGAUAAAUGAAUAAACACUUAAAAUAUUACUUGAUGUAAUUCACCUCUUAAAUUAUUCUGCAAGCUUUGAUUUUGGUAUAUCAUGUUGUGUGGGGUUAAAAUGACUGUCAAAAGGAACUGUAGGAACACAUGGAUCAAAACCUUUGGCAGGGUAUUCCUAAGACUGGAAGCGAAUUCAAACAUUGCUCUGUGGUCAUCCUUGGUGUCUUAUACUCAACUUAUACAGUGCAGUGGUAAGAAUUUUCCAUUAAAACACAUUCUAGUUCACUGAUGGUACAUAUCUUUUUGGAUUAUCGAAACCCAACAAAAAAGUGUAGGCGGAUUAUAUCAUCUAUGCUACUCUGUUACUUGAAAAAAAAAUGUUUGGUCUGCUAUGGACACUAAUAGAAACUUCUGGAAACCAGAUAUAAACAGGGCGCUUGAUUUAUAUCAAUCGUGAGAUUGGCUAGUUUCAUCCUCAUUUUAUAGAGAAGAAAAUAGGUCCAGAGUGUUAUGAAGUGACUUUUCGGAGGUCCCAUGGACAAUAAAUGGAAACUCAAGACAUGGGUGCCUGAUUUCUUGACCCAGUGUCCAAACUUUCUACAGACCUGUUCAACCUCUAAGUUUUUUAGGAUUGAAAACAGAUAAGCACCUUACUGUCAUGCUUACCUCUUUUCAACGGAGUUCAGUAAUCUUCAUAUGCUUUUUUAUUGAAGUUGAUUUAUUGUGCUUUAUAGAAUGUGAUUAGAUGUAUUAACCAAAGAUUUUUUAUUGAUAUGUUUUAUGAGUUUUUAACCAUUGAAUUUGCU
Mustela lutreola (European mink) is the source of this 3427-nucleotide messenger RNA. RefSeq names its product TAL bHLH transcription factor 2 (gene TAL2). The record is from RefSeq and is a predicted model, not a curated record. Gene Ontology annotation, biological process: regulation of transcription by RNA polymerase II. Bases 68 to 451 code for a protein of 127 amino acids. The transcript has 2 exons. Gene Ontology annotation, molecular function: RNA polymerase II cis-regulatory region sequence-specific DNA binding; DNA-binding transcription factor activity, RNA polymerase II-specific; protein dimerization activity. Lineage: Eukaryota; Metazoa; Chordata; Mammalia; Carnivora; Mustelidae.